This is a messenger RNA of Rhinocladiella mackenziei CBS 650.93, 423 nucleotides long. RefSeq lists its product as uncharacterized. Bases 1 to 423 code for a protein of 140 amino acids. NCBI's taxonomy places the organism in Eukaryota, Fungi, Ascomycota, Eurotiomycetes, Chaetothyriales, Herpotrichiellaceae. Gene Ontology annotation, molecular function: structural constituent of ribosome. Gene Ontology annotation, biological process: translation. The transcript has a single exon. The record is from RefSeq and is a predicted model, not a curated record. Gene Ontology annotation, cellular component: ribosome.
AUGCGCAAAACCGUCCGCGUCUCCCGCACCAUCCAGAUCUGGGACAAAUACCUGCAAAAAUACUACAAAAAGGAAGCGCACCACCUUGUCCACGACCCGAAUGACAUCCUCAACGAAGGCGAUGUCAUAACAUACGGCCCAUUCCCGCCGAGUAUACGCAGAGACAGGGAGAAGAAGGGUCGAAUCGGCGGGAAGAAACUGGUCAAGUACAUGGUAAGAGAGGUUAUCACGCCGUUUGGGCAGCAGGUGGAGCAGAGAACAAGGAGGGUUGUGGGGAGUCAGGACGGGAGGUGGAAAGGCGGGCCGGGUGAGGUGAAGAAGAUUGCCAUGAGAGCGAGAAGGAAAGGCAAGGGAAAACUGGAGGCCCCGUUGUUGAAGAAUGAUGAAGAAAAGGCAGCCCAUACCCAGGCCGAGCCGGUAUAA